Molecule: messenger RNA, 1972 nt
Organism: Malus domestica (apple)
Lineage: Eukaryota; Viridiplantae; Streptophyta; Magnoliopsida; Rosales; Rosaceae
Product: putative F-box protein At5g66830
Molecular function (GO): protein binding
Source: RefSeq, a predicted model, not a curated record
UAUCCUGCUGCUUUUUUAUUGGUAUAAAACAGCUGCUUUUUUAUUGGUAUAAAAAGUAUACUCAUUCAUCAUCUUCAGUGCAAACACUCAAAGUGAAGAGCCUAAUUAGGGUUGCUUCAAAAUUUUCAGGAUAUGGGGCGCCUACUGAUGGACGAAGACAACAUCUAUGCAAACGGGCCCGGUUUGUACCCUGAAGCAGUAUGGGUGUUCUUGGUGAUGAUACCAUUAAUAUUCAAAAAGGGACCUCUUCGAGUUAUAUUGACAUAUUACCGCAUAUCAAGAAUGCGUUUGUUGCUCACUCAAGCUUCUAUUGCCCGCAAGCUCAGAAUGAUGGACUCCAUAGUAAGAAGAAUGGUCAGAUUUAACUACAGAAACAAGUAUUGUCACUCCAAAUUCAAGCAGGUCUGCAGCGGUAGCCCCUGGUCCAAUCAACUUCCGAAAGAUAUUAUGCAAUUGAUUCUGCAACGACUAUGUGUAACAGAUUACCGUCGAUGUGCUGCAGUAUGCCAAUCUUGGCGAGAAAUUAUUAAGAGCAAUGUUCAGUCACCUCGGCAUGAAGUUCCAUGGCUUAUGCUAUGUUCUCAUCCCUUUUCUAACAGAGAUCAUUCCGUCUUAAGUCCAAGUGAUUGGAAAGCUCAUAAAUUUCUACGACCAUCGCCAGAUCCCAUAUUUUAUUGUACAAUGAAUAGAAUGGAUUGCGUUGGGUCGAUUGAAGGAUGGCUGAUCAUGAUGGACAGUGCUUUGCGGCGUUCGGAGGGUUUUAUGAAGCCCAGGUCAUUAUACUUAUUGAAUCCUGAGAACCCUAGGUUUAAAAUUGACUUCUUCUUCUUCAAUCCAAUAUCUGGUGACCGAGUGAUGUUACCGUCGUCCAAAUCCACCCUUCCAUGCCACUGCAGUAAUGGGCCUGGAUUUACCAUUCUGAAAUUAGACGCCUCUUCAGUACCAACAAGAAGGGGGAGCCGGGAGCCCUCUUUUGUGGCAAGUCUCUGCAAAGGCGGUCAUAUAGCUUUUUGUAGGCUAACCGAUAAAUCAUGGACCUCCAUUGAUGAUCUGCGGGUUAACUUUUUUCAAGAUAUAGUCAUAAUGGGCGGGAAAUUAUAUGCCACAACAAGCCAUGCAUCCCAGUUUGUGAAGGUAUUUGACAUAUUCCACGAUGCCAGUGUCAAUGGCGCCCUCCUAGCUCUCCUAGCUAUAGCGUUGCUAACUUGCUUACCCUUGAUCCCUACCCACUUCCGUCCUACCCACUUCCGUCUAUUGAUGUUACGACAUGGUGUGGAAUUACAUCACGAAUAGUACAUCAUUACAAUGGCCGUGAUUUCAUUUACCUAGCAAAAGAUUAUGCAUCUAUGGAGCUGUUUAUGAUUUUUCGUAAGGUAGAUUUUGGCUUUCCAACAUUUUCUCUAUGCGCCAGUUUUAUGAUUGAUGUCAUGGGUGCUAAUUACCACCCUCCACCCACGACUAAAGGAUUUCGAGUGUUCAAACUGGAGCGCGAUAGUAUCAAUGGAGGUUCACGAUGGGUACAGGUUUUUGAUCUUGGUGAUCGGAUAUUGUUUUUGAGCAGGGCUAGCCACAAAGUUCUCUCUACCAACUAUAAUGAUCUCAGUUAUUAUCCCCAUGGUGAGAAGCUUGAAAGAAACUGCAUCUAUUUUGCUUUUGACUAUCCUUAUUCUGCAUCACCGUCAAGCGGACGCGAUUUUGGUGUGUUUUCCUUGUCAAACAAUAGUAUUAGACAUUUCAAUUUUCCCGACAAUUAUUCCGGUGCCCUAUUACAUACUAGAACUGUAUGGUUCACCCCAAAUCGUUGUUAGCUUAGUUAAGUUGCCAGAUGUGCAUUUUUCUUUAGGAAGUUGCUCGCGUUGGAAUUGUUAAUUUACUUUUGCUGUUGCUUAGUCAUCUAUUUUCGUCCAGAUUGUAUCAGAGAUGCAUAGCUUUAUCAGGAAUAAUAUGUUGGUUAGGACAGUUUCUCAAUACA